CACCUGUUUGAGAUGCGAUGUGUCGAGUGAGGUUUUAAACGACAAUGAAAAGACUUCACUGACAACAAAGCGCCGAGCCAUGCGGGGAGCAAAGCGUGGUGUCAUUGCCAUUCUCUCUUUGGACACAUGCUGGAACACCGACUGCUCCAAUAUAAUGGAGCCUACUGGAGGCAUGAGACAGGAAAUAGCAGCGGUGCAGGUCUACCUGAAGAGGCUUCUGGAAAUGGCCGGGAAGCUGGAAUCUCACAAGGUCGAGCUGUUUGCCGACAGGCUAGGCGUCGCGCUGCGUGAGACCUUCUCAGGACACUGGUACCCCGAAAACCCCAGCAAAGGACAGGCAUACAGGUGCAUCCGAGUCAACAGGUUCAACAAGGAGGAUCCAGUGAUCCUCCGUGCCUGCAGAGAGAGUGGAGUUCAGUACAGUGACCUGGGACUGCCCUAUGAAUUCACACUGUGGGUGGAUCCUGGGGAGGUCUGGUGCAGGUACGGAGAAGGCAGUAUGAUCUUCUCAGUGGCUACUUUCUCCAGUGACGGGGAACAGGACAAACAGUGACAUGGAACUUACACUCAGAUUCUUCCACAAAAAAGAGAGGACAUGCACUCCCCCCUCUUAUCAUUGACACCAGCCACUGUUCCAAGGGAUUAAACCCAGAUGCUCCUCAGUGGUAUCCAAGGAAAAACAUGAACCCUCCCUACUACGAAGGCAGUUACUGCUCAGAGACUCGGUCAGGAUACACAGAUGGGUCACAGUGGAUUUUGUUUGUGUUGCCAAAUAGUGUGUAAGUUUUUUUUCUCCCCCAAAAACGAAUAAAUGUAUAAAUAAUAAAUUGUA
Solea solea (common sole) is the source of this 832-nucleotide messenger RNA. RefSeq names its product protein BTG3-like. Gene Ontology annotation, biological process: negative regulation of mitotic cell cycle; negative regulation of cell population proliferation. The transcript has 2 exons. Lineage: Eukaryota; Metazoa; Chordata; Actinopteri; Pleuronectiformes; Soleidae. The record is from RefSeq and is a predicted model, not a curated record. Bases 80 to 553 code for a protein of 157 amino acids. Gene Ontology annotation, cellular component: cytoplasm; nucleus.